Messenger RNA from Didymella exigua CBS 183.55, 708 nucleotides. RefSeq lists its product as uncharacterized. The record is from RefSeq and is a predicted model, not a curated record. Lineage: Eukaryota; Fungi; Ascomycota; Dothideomycetes; Pleosporales; Didymellaceae. The transcript has a single exon. The coding region runs from base 1 to 708 and encodes 235 amino acids.
AUGGUCUCAACCCUCGAAAAUAUGCCGACAACCAAAGUGCAAUUCUUUGCGAACGGCAUUCUGCACUCAAUUGACAUUCCCGGCACCCGUAACCCCCACGAAGUCGAGCGUCUUCAGGAGUACACCCAGAACACCACCUUCGGCACCACCAACCUCAUAGACAGCAAAAGUAAAGAGCUCAUCGCGUCCCUCCGCAGCUACUACCGCAUGUCUGAAAAGUUGGUCGGUGGUGUCUUUGAUGGGUUGUCUAGGCAAGAAGCCCUGUUUCUCAGAGAGCAGGGUUGGACAGAGGACAAGCAGUGGUUUGACGAGGAGCUGAGUGUCGAAGAGAUGGAACUCUUGUACGGACAGGGACUGUCGGGGGCCAUGGCCAUCUUUCCCGUGUCUAUUGCUGCUGCUGUCUCUAAUGCAGUGGGUGUAAUUGGAGAGGGUAGACCCUGCAGCCACGAUACUCGGCGGUCGGUACCCUCUUCUUCCUUGACCAAGGUGGUAACUCCAUUCACAUCCAGAUCUUCCUCGUCUGCUGCAUGGUCAGUCGAGUUUGCAUGGUCAGCCAUGACUCCGCCAUCUCGCAAGGUCUCCGACCCCCCUGCCCCUUGCAAAACUGGUGCAGGCUUCCACACCCGACGAUGUCGAGAGCACCGUGGUAUCAUCUUCCAAGCUCGGCCCGACGCGUCAACCUCUUAUGAGAUUCUACAGGGGAGAUGA